AUGUUUUGUUUUAUUUUUCUAUCAUUUUCUCUUUGUCUUACACUCUUGUUUCUUUCUUUGUCUCUUGAUUGCUUGUUUCUUUUCGUUCAUCUCUCUUUUCUGUAUCUUUUUGAGGCUUUAUUUUCGCUUGUGUCUACUCUCUCUAUCCUCUCUCUCUCUCUCUCUCUCUUUCUCUUCAUUCUUUCGUUUGCUCGCCUUUUUAACUUACACUUUUUUCUCUUCUUCCACUUAUCCUCUUUCUCGUCUUCUUUUUUCAUUCUCUCAAUCAGUAUUCGCCUUUCCCGCCUAAACUUCUUCCCCACUUCCACCCCAACUCUCUUUCUCGUCAUAUUUUCCCUCCUCUUACUACAAAGGACUCUUGUUCAUAUACUCUUCUUCCUUCUUUCUCUCCGUCUCCUUUUCGCAUUUUUGCUUCUCCCCGGUCUCUCUCUCUCUCUCUCUCUCUCUCUCUCUCUCUCUCUGUCUCUUUCCGUCUUAACAAUUCUCUUUACCUCUCUUUAUUUUACCCUCAUUUUAUUUCUCUUCUCUCACCCUCUGAUGUUUCCUCAAUCUUCCUCUCUCUAUCUCUCUUCCACUCACUCUUUCUUCUCCUCUACCUAUUACUCUCUUUUUCUCCUCCGCUGCAUCUCCCUUGAUCGAUUAACAUCUCUCUAUUCUCCUUCAUUCUUACUCUCUCUAUACCACUUCCCUUCACUAUUUCUUCUCCUCUCCCUAUUCCCUCUCACUCUUCGCAUCUCUCUUAAUUGA
Molecule: messenger RNA, 747 nt
Organism: Acanthosepion pharaonis
Lineage: Eukaryota; Metazoa; Mollusca; Cephalopoda; Sepiida; Sepiidae
Source: the annotation of a GenBank genome assembly